Molecule: messenger RNA, 2264 nt
Organism: Calidris pugnax (ruff)
Lineage: Eukaryota; Metazoa; Chordata; Aves; Charadriiformes; Scolopacidae
Product: plexin-B2-like
Exons: 10
Coding region: 354-2264 (636 amino acids)
Biological process (GO): positive regulation of axonogenesis; semaphorin-plexin signaling pathway involved in axon guidance; regulation of cell shape
Cellular component (GO): semaphorin receptor complex
Molecular function (GO): semaphorin receptor activity; protein binding
Source: RefSeq, a predicted model, not a curated record
CAGCAGGAACAAAUACACGUCAAAAGGCACUUCAUCCUGGAAGCUAUUUGCACAGAAGCCUGAGCCCCAAGAAGUCCCUUUCGUUAGUGGUGGUCGUGCUGCUCAGGUGAGAAGAGAGAGGGGGACAGCCCAGGGCUCAGUUCUGGGGCUCGCCUGGUACCCACUGGAGCACAGCUGAAUACAACUGAACAGUGACACCACCCUGGGUUCUCCUGACGUCCCAGCAGAAGUGGGUUUCUCUCUCCCAAGCUGUGGUCCGCACCCAGACUUCUCAUGUGAAUUUUUGAAAGAAGAUUAAACACUGUCCUGGAAAAUAACUUGAUUGUAGUGAAGAAGACUUAGUGGAAAAGUGAAUGUAUUACAGAGAAAUGGCUUUAUGGAUCUGGACACUGAGCAUUUUGAGCUGUUUUUGCAUCACCUUAUCCAGAAAUGAGGAACCGAUUCCUUUCCAGAGCGCUACAGAGCUAAAUCAUCUAACAGUGGAUAACGACACUGGGAUUAUCUAUUUGGGAGUGGUAAAUGCUUUGUAUCAGCUUACAGAAAACCUGGAAGUAAUAAGGUCUGUAGAAACAGGUCCAAGAAAGGACAACAAAAAAUGCACACCUCCCAUUGAUGAAAAUCAAUGUAAAGAGGCAGUACUGACUGACAAUUACAACAAACUAUUGUUGCUGAACAAGGCGGAUAAAACAAUUGUGGUGUGUGGAAGCCUUUUUAAGGGAAUCUGUGCCAUCAGAGAUCUAGAAGACAUUAGCCAUGAGAAGUAUUAUGUAGACAGUAGCGGAGAAAAGUCUUUUGUGGCAAGCAACGAUGAGAAUGUAUCAACUGUGGGACUGAUCACUUCCUUGAAUAAUGACCGAGUGCUGUUUGUUGGGAAAGGGAAUGGACCAAAUGAUAAUGGGAUAAUAAUCAGCACUCGGCAGCUCUACGAAAGGGACGGGAAAGACAUUUUUGAAAUGUAUACAGACUCGGCAGCUGUGAAGUCAGCUUAUCACUCGUCAAGCACACAACAAUUUGUGGCAGUCUUUGAGGAUAAAAAUUAUGUUUAUUUUAUUUUUAAUCAGCAAGAGAAACAGCCCGUCAAUAACCGCACACUGAUUGCACGUCUGUGCAAAGAUGAUGCCCAUUAUUAUUCCUACUUUGAAAUGGACUUGGGUUGCAAAGAUGAUGAUGGUGCCUAUGACCACUGUCACUCUGCUUACGUCACUACCCCAGGAGAAGAGCUGGCUGAGAGCAUGGCUCAGCAGAGACAAACCACGGAUGCUCUCUCAGAUGACAAAGUUCUUCUUGCACUCUUCAGCAAAGUAAACAAAGAUAACGGCUCUCUAAAAUCUGCCAUGUGUGUGUUUUCCUUGCGGCACAUCAAUGAAAAGAUGGAAAAAAACCGGAACGAUUGCUACACUAAAAAGAAUACCAGCUCAUUUUACAAACUUUUUUCAGCAGAAAACCCGUGUGCAUCACAUGGACUGAAUGCAAGCAAAACUUUCCCCUGUGGCUCCGAACACUUGCCGUACCUUUUGGGAAGUAAGAAUGGUGUUAUAGAGAAGCCGGUACUGCAAAAAGAAGGGAUGAAUCUCACGGCUGUCACUGUGGCUGUGGAGAACGGACAUACUGUGGCCUUUCUUGGAACGUCAAAUGGCAAAAUUCUUAAGGUGUUCCUUUCAUCUGCUGCGACUGAGUACAGCUCUCUUACUAUUGAACUAAACAAACCCAUAAAGAAUGACCUGGCUCUUGACCGAACCCAAGAAAACCUGUAUGUGAUGACCACAGACAAGGUGCAUCGGCUACCUGUGCAGAACUGCCAAGACUAUUCAGACUGUGAAAAGUGUAUUCAAGCGAGGGAUCCAUACUGUGGCUGGUGUGUGAGAGAGGGCAGGUGCACAAAGAAGACAGACUGUGGAACAGCUGAUAAGGAGAACCACUGGCUGUGGAGUCCAAGUGGCACAUGCAUGACUAUCAUUAAUGCAAACCCUCUAAAUAUGAGUCGCAGAGCCCCCACAAAGGUGGAACUGACUGUAAGUCCAUUGCCAACUCUGACUGACAGUGACACGGUUUUGUGUACAUUUGGUGGAACAGCCCGUGAUGCUCAAUUAAAAGAUGGGGUUAUUAUCUGUGAUCCACCCGAUAUAAUUCCUCCAACACCAAGAGGUCAAGAGGAGCAAACUGCAGUCAGUGCUGGACGGCAGGAGUUGUCUCUCUGCACUGCUGGCAAUGCCGGGGUGGUUUGGGGAGCUUCCCUGCUCGAACUUUUGCAGCAUGGUCGUUGA